Messenger RNA from Cercocebus atys (sooty mangabey), 1563 nucleotides. RefSeq names its product phospholipid scramblase family, member 5 (gene PLSCR5). Gene Ontology annotation, molecular function: phospholipid scramblase activity. The record is from RefSeq and is a predicted model, not a curated record. The transcript has 6 exons. Gene Ontology annotation, cellular component: plasma membrane. The coding region runs from base 73 to 978 and encodes 301 amino acids. Gene Ontology annotation, biological process: plasma membrane phospholipid scrambling. Lineage: Eukaryota; Metazoa; Chordata; Mammalia; Primates; Cercopithecidae.
CUCCUUGAUGCAACAAGAAAAGCCUUUGUUUUCCAACCUGGCAGCCUUUGAGGAAGUGACUCAGACAUCUUCAUGGCCUCUAAAGAUGCCCAGAACCAAAGAAGAGGUCUGCCUAGUUUUCCUCCUGGAGCUCCAGACCCAGACCAAAACCUUCCUGCCUCAUCUUCCAAUCCAGGGAACCAAGCGUGGCAGCUGAGUCGCCCUUUGCCAAGAAGUUUCCUGCCAACAGUCAGUCUCCCUCCGGGUCUAGAAUAUUUAAGCCAGUUAGACCUGAUAAUUAUACACCAGCAGGUGGAGCUGCUUGGAAUGAUACUUGGUACUGAGACCUCCAACAAAUAUGAGAUUAAAAACAGCUUGGGACAAAGAAUUUACUUUGCAGUGGAGGAAAGCAUCUGCUUCAAUCGUACUUUCUGUUCCACUCUGCGAUCUUGCACCCUGAGGAUCACAGAUAACUCAGGUCGAGAGGUCAUUACAGUGAAUAGGCCCUUGAGAUGUAACAGCUGCUGGUGUCCUUGCUACCUCCAAGAGUUAGAAAUCCAAGCCCCUCCUGGUACUAUAGUUGGUUACGUUGCACAGAAGUGGGACCCCUUUCUGCCUAAAUUCACAAUCCAAAAUGCAAACAAAGAAGACAUUUUGAAAAUUGUUGGUCCUUGUGCGACAUGUGGCUGUUUUGGCGAUGUGAAUUUUGAGGUGAAAACCAUUAAUGAAAAGCUUACAAUUGGGAAGAUUUCAAAGUACUGGUCAGGAUUUGUAAAUGAUGUCUUCACAAAUGCUGACAAUUUUGGAAUUCAUGUUCCUGCAGAUCUAGAUGUAACAGUCAAAGCAGCCAUGAUCGGUGCCUGUUUUCUCUUUGUAAGUAUAGGCUUCGAGAGCAUGAGUGAUUUGUUAUUCUCCUUCUUGCUUGUUAAUUACAAUAUAGCCUAUUCCAUUUACACAGUUUUUACCCCCAAAGAGUAUAUUUUAUUCAUAGAAGGAUAGCUUAGGACCAAUGUUCUUCAAAAUUUGAAUUUAGAACCCUGCAUUUCUGUUAGGCAGCCCCUCUCCAGUGAUCUCAUAUCCCCUUUCUCAAAAACUGAUACGCUAUCCCAUCCUCUUCAUCAUUUCCCUAAAAACUGAGUUUCCCCUUGCUUUUAUGUUCAAUUUAGAUUUUUGGCUUAUUUUCACUUUAACUAAAAAAUAUGCAAACAUAAAUAUCACAUGAUUUAUCCUGGGUGAAGUAUCAGACUGGUUCAUUAAAUGAUAGUGAGCUAGAUGAUAUUAAGGAUGUUGUCUUCUCAAUAUGAACAUAGAUACAUGAAAUGAUUUGAUGAGUUAAUAGGUACCAGUUGUCAUUAUUUCUAAGAUAUUAUGUUCCUGUUGUUACUUUCCAACUUACAAUUAUAUUGAAAACCUUUUCUUCUUUGGUGUAUGGAGAUUGAUGAUAGAAGAAAAGAAGUCAACUAAUAACUGUGUCAAAAUACUUGACCUAUAUCCUGUUCUUAGUUUUCCCUCUAAUAUUUAUCUAAUUUCCUACUGCCUUCAAUGCAGCCAUAAAGACUUAUGGAGUUUUUAUUUUUUGAUAUA